AUGGGAUCUUGCUCUGUUGCCCAGGCUAGUCACAAAUUCCUGGGAUCGAGUGAUCAUCCCUCCUCCACCUCCCAAACGGUUGGGAUUACAGGCAUGAGCCACCGUGCCUGGCCCCAUGAGACACUUUGCCCAUGGAAGGGGCUCAGUAAUUGCCAUUUAUCUGUCCAUUUGGGGCAGAGUCACUUCUCCAUAUCCAGCACCUGGCUUCCUCGUGCAUUUCUUCUUCAGGUAUUUAUUGAGUGCCUGUAUGCGCCAGGUGCUGGUGACAGAGCACUGGACAAAGUCCUUGCUCUCCUGGAGCUUAGAUUCUAGCUGAGAAGACAGGCAGUGUACAAACAAAUAGAUACAUACAGACCUACAGCCGGUAUCUAUUAUUUUGAAAUCCACAAGCUCUGAAAACUGGGAGUGUUUUCCUAACUCAUUAGGAAGCUCAAGAGGAGGCUCUGUAGAAUCUUAAUCCUCCUUGGUAGAGUGCUCGGAUGCCGUGCUGCAGGGGCAUGAAUGCGACUGAUCGCUGCUGCGGGUUCCGGGGGCCGCGUGAGUCGGCUGGUGUUUUAUGCAAGAUGACCUUCCCAUAACUGGAGUGAUUCUGAACUCUGAAAUGCGAUUCCCGGAUCUCACCAGAGAGGACGAGGACCUGCGGUGUCCCGCCAGGUGGAGACGGUGCUGGGAAGGAAAGCAAAGCCGGGCCAGGGUGGGGUCCAGGAGGCCCUCUCUGAGAUGGCGCCAUGCGAGAGGGACCAGGGGCGGAGGCCUGGGGAAGAACAGGCCAGGGGGAGGGACCCGCAGAGGGUGGAAGACCCCACUUCCCGUGUUGGCCCCGCCGCGCUCUGCGUGCACGGUUCUGUCUAAAUGCGUCUGUUCUCGCCUUUCCAAGAAGUGCUGAUGUCUCUGAGGUUUCAGGUUUGGCUACGACUGACUCAUUCUUGCGCUAGGGGCCCCCGCGGGCCUCCUGGCCUCCUCUCUGUUGCCCAGGAAAUCUGAGGCCUGGCUGCCAAGGAUCUGGGGCGGGCCCGCAUCUGGAGAGCGGGGGAGUAGGCCCUGGAGGGAGGGCUCUCCGCCUGCCUGGCCUUUCGAGGGUUUUCGGGAACAGAGUUCCUGGAGGGAAGGGGCCGUCGUUCUGGGUCUAGGAGCCUCCAGCCUGCCGAGCACAGUUAAAGGGCAGCCAGCGCUCACGUGUCCUGAGCGCCAGCACCCUGCUAGGCGGGCGCUUACACUCCGCCAACACGCCAGUGGCCGGGGACAUGGUAGCCAGUGACCCAGAAGCGAGGGCCCUGCUGGAGCCGACAGCCUUGUCAGGGCGGUGACUCCGAGGAAGUGGCUUUUGAGCUGAGACCCAAAGCAACAAGACGUGACUAUGUGGGGAAAUGGAUCCAGGCAGUGGGGACAGCAAGUGCAAAGGCCCUGAGGUAGGACCAGGGUUGGCGUGUUUGACCCACAGCAGGGAAGCUGGUGUGGUUGGAUGGGAUUGAACGAGAGGAAGCGGGUAGGAAUCGAGGUCAGGGAAGUAAGCAGGGGCCAGAUACCUGCAUUAUCUCAUUUGACUUGUGUAGUAAACCCGUGAGGUAGGAACUAUUCUUAUCCAGACUUCUCAGCAGCACAGAGAGGUUCAGUGACUUGUCCAGGGUCACACAGCCGGAAGGUGGCAGAGCAGGGCUAUGGACCUGGAAGCUCCAGAGUCCCCAGUCUUCAACCCUGUGUUUAAACCCAAUGAAAACUCUGCUGGAAGGCUGGAGGCCACCGCCACUUAGGCAGGCGGACUUUCUCACCUUGUUGGCGUGCUCCCAGCCACCCAUCUGCCCAGCGACCCUGGGAAUGUGGCCGGCCUGGGAUGGGCUCCUCCCAGCCCCAUUCCACAGGCGGUGCAUUUGCUGUGCAGAUCAUUUUACCAAUGAGCCCCUUCCUCCGAGUCUCAGGCAGUGAGGACCUGCCAAAGCAGAGGGGGUGGAGGGGAGCAGAGGCCUGGAGAUGAGUGGGUGUCCUUCUCACUCCCUCGAGAGGGAAACCGAGGCUCAGGGUAGAGACUUACCUGAAUGACACAGCUCAUGAGUGGCAGAGUCUGGAUUCAAACCCGGGGCUGCUGGCCCAGGAGCCUGUGCAUUUAUAACCACUGUGCUGAGCUGUCCAGCCCGAGGAUAGAGUUUAAAAGAACUGCAUUUCUUGGUGAGAAGUAAGGGCGCUUAGUCACCAAGGACCGUUUUGGAGAACUCGGGGGAAGCGUAAGGUUUUCCUUAAGCAGCCAGAGGAGUGUCCUGCCUUUGCAGAAGAGGAGAGUGGCUUCUCUGGGGAGGAGAAACUCCAGGUCUCUGGUCUGGGCCGCCGGCCAAGCCCACAGAGCCACAGCCUUCCUUCUAGAAACGGAGCCUAUUUCUUCCAGAAGCCAUAACUCCAUUGCUGGGCAGCUCAAAGUGGGAGAAAAUCUUUCCCGAGAUGUAGCCAACUUAGCUUUCCAGGAGCUUCCACUUCUGGCUCUGGUCCUGCCCCCUGUAAGCUGUGACGAUCUCCCUCCAACCCCAGUCCGAUUUUUCUCUUAUUCAGACUACACAACUGUAGUUAUUUCAGGCAUUCUCCCUGACACAGGAAGUUACAAGUUCAAUCUAGCUUUGGACAUGAUUCACUUAGUCAGAGUCCCACAUAAAGCCUGGGGCCUCUCCUGAAGCCUGCUUGGUUAGAGAGGAAGGAGCCUAUCACCUCCUUGGAUCUGGAGCCCAUACUUCUGUUGACGCAACCUGCAAUCGUACUGGUAGCGGCCACAUCCCACUUAGAGCCCAUAUUUGGCUUGUCAGCUAAAACCUCCAUGUCUGCAAGAGCUGCUGUCAAUCAAAGAGCUUCCAUUCUGAGAUUCCGUGUUUGAGGCUAACAGUUGUUUUCAGUGUUUUCUAAUAAAGCUAACUCAGGCUGUAAUUUUUUUCUUCGAGUAUCGCUUUGGCUACAUUCCACAAGUCUUGUCUCACAAUGUUAUUCGUCGCUAAAAUAGUUUAUAAUUUCGCUUUUGGUUUCCACUUUAAGAGGUAGACUGGCAUUUUUUAAGUUCUCUUUUUAUUACAGACACACGCACAGACAUGUAUGAGGCGUCAUGCAUUUUCACAAAACGAGCACGCGCGUGUGACUCAAUCAAGAAACAAAGCAUGUCCAGCCUCCUGCUACUUCCAGGUCACACCCCCCCAAGGCCACUGUGCUGACUUCCAAUCCCAAGACCUAUUGUCUCCUUUCAACUUUACUAAAAUAAGUGGAUUCAGACAGUGUUGCCUUUCUGAGCCCAGUAUCCUUCACUUACCUCGUACCUGUGACGCCCCUCUGUGCUGCUGUGACAAUUGUCACUUGCUCAAGGUCUUGAGGAGCGUUUAUUGGUGCUCAGAGAUAAGCCUUUGCCACCCACUCCAUCAACACCGUCCCAGGUCUCUCCUUCCCAACUACGGCCUCUUUGCCUCCUCGCAACCACUCAGUGAGGCAAGUGGUCCUGUUCCCAUUGCACAGAUGAGGAGACUGAGGCUCUCAGGGGACCCCAGCUUGCCAUGGUCUCCCAGCCAGUCAGGGGGCAGUGCACACUUAGGCACAGAGUUAGGCUUCUGUAUUGUAGACACUCUGGGUCCCUCCCCACACGAGUGGCCCCCGUAUCUGUGUGUCCCCGUCCAUCUGGCAAUGUCAUGGAGUGAGAGAACAAAAAGAACUCCACAGAGGUUACCCCCCCGCCAUGUCUACCGAAUCCACAGACAGAACAUGAAGAGGAAGUUCUUAUCUGUGCCAGUGUAUUGUCCUGGCUUUGGGUUUGCCCAGGGGACAAAGUUCACUGGUGAGGGCUGGGGCGAAUUCCAGCUCGCCUACUUCCUGCUCCAUCCCCUCGGGCAAUCUCUGAACUGCCCCAGGCUCCGUUUCGCCUCCGGGCAGAGGGGAACAUUUGACCACAUCUUCCAUCCUGGGCUUGCUGGGAGAAGCAAACAAUGAUGUGUAUCAAAAGAGAACGAGUUUAUGGUGCUUUCUCUGUGCCAGGCGCUGUACCGUGGACUCCAGAGCUAGAAGGCCUGGGUUCGAAUGCUGGCCUCACCACUUACUAGCUGUGCAUCCUUAGGCAGGUUCUUAUACCUCUCUGGGCUUCAGUUUCUCUGUCUUUACAAUGGAGAUGGUAUUAACUGCAUCUGCAGUGGCCCUCGGGCCGGUGUCAGAGUUAAAUGAGUCAGGGAGAGUCAAGUACGGGUCAGGUGCCCCGUGUAAGCUGAAGCUGGUGAGUGGAGCUGUCCAGUUGGGAGGGGUGGGUGAGAGCCCCCCCAGGCAGAAGGGCCCAGGGCAUGGCCUGUAAUGGCUGGCGGAACCGGGGACAGGCAGGGGCAGUCGUGUUGACUUCUGCAGACCUCAGGAAGGGGCCCCCUGGGCUGUCAGUAAGACAGACUCUAAUCGGCGUCCUGGCGCCAAAUGCCUUGUCUGCUGCUCUCCAUCCUGAGUCACGAUGAGCAGCUCUCUGGAGGUCAGCUCCCCUGGGCUGGCCGAGAUCUGUGCCUGCUUCAGCCUGUUUACUCCGAGCCAGCAUUUGUCGCUGUCGAUCCAGCGGGGAGAGCUGGAAAGUAGCCCUGCCUCCGUCGGAGCUGACUGGCCAGGCUCCCCGCACACAGCCGGGGGACCUCGUUCGGUCAUUCUCGCGUUCGGCAAACAUUCGAGUGCCUGCUGUAUGCCAGGCGCCGUGCGAGGCUCUGGGAGAUGGCAGCCAACGGGACGGACGGUGGCCUUGUGGGAGCGGGCGCUGCAGUGGGGUCAGCACGGAACAGACAGCGCCAGGUAGACAGAGCGAGAUGAAGGGGCUGCACAGUGACAGCGGUCAGAUUGGCUGUGGCUCCUGGGCAGGUGGCGUCUGGACGCGGGUUCCUCAGGCUCGGUCGCCUCCCUGGGGCCUCUGGAAUCUUCUGAAGACAGAUUUGGUUUCCAGGACCCUGGAUGCCUCCCCCAGGGCCCUGCUGACCACAUGGACGCCGAGUCUGCAGCCAACACGCGUGUCCACGUUGCCGUAAGGUGGCCAUUGGCAUGUGGUGACAGCCUGUCCCCAAGAGAGCGCCCCGCUCCGGGGGAUCUGGCCCUCUUCUGUCCCGUGAAGGAGGUCCACGUCUCCAGCCUCCCCCAUCCCUUCCAGACGCGGCCCUGCCCACUCUGCACCGGCCCCCGUGCCUCAGCCACAGGGGUGCCCCUUAACCUGUCUCCAGCCCAGCCCACUAGAAAGUGCUAGAACGUACUGCCUCCUGGGUGCCUCCGGGGCCCACCAGUCUCUUGGACUCAAAGUGUCCCGGGCACACUGGAGCACGUGAUGUUCCCCGGCAAGUCUGCUCCUCUUCCUGGCUCUCCAUCGAGACGAGGGGCCCCUCGGCCCUCCCCACUGUCCCGGCGGGCCCGCACGGGCGGUGGGCACGCCCCGCCGCCUCCCCUUCCCAGGCUGCCACUCUUCGCCAGCCCCGCGGCACCGCUGUCAUCAGAGCUGCGCCUCUCCCGCUUCUCUGCCCGGGACCCUCCGGUAACUUCCUGCCUCACUCAAACAUUUGUUAAAAGAAGAAAAGAGUGCCUUCGCGUCUCCCGAUGGGGCGGCUUUGCUCCGGGCUGCUGUUCCCCGUGAGCUGCCUGAUCCUGGCGCAGGUGACGGGCUCUGGGAGCAUGGAAGUCCUGCUCCAGCCCACCUGCGUCUCCGACUACAUCAGCGUCUCCACCUGCGAGUGGCAGAUGGACAGCCCCGCCAACUGCAGCGCUGAGCUCCGCCUGUCCUACCAGCUGGACUUCGGGUCGUCCGAAACCCAGACGUGCAUCCCUGAGAACAGCGGCGGCGCGGGCUGCGUGUGCGACCUGCUCAUGGACGACGUGGUCGGCGCCGACACCUACAAGCUGGGCCUGUGGGCGGGGCAGCAGCUGCUGUGGACGGGCUCCUUCAAGCCCAGCGAGCACGUGAAACCCAGGGCCCCGGAAAACCUCACGGUCCACACCAACAUCUUGGACACCUUGGUGCUCACGUGGAACAACCCGUACCCUGCCGACACUUACCUGAGUGACGACCUCGUCUACCUGGUCAACAUUUCAAGCGAAAACGACCCAGCGGAUUUCCGAGUCUACAACGUGACCUACAAGGAGCCUGUUCUCCGCAUCGCAGCCAGCACCCUAAAGUCCGGGGUGUCCUACCGGGCGCGGGUGAGGGCCUGGGCGCAGAGCUACAACGGCACCUGGAGCGAGUGGAGCCCCGGCGCCCCGUGGCUUAACUCCUACGAGGAGCCCUUUGAGCAGCGCCUCCCGCUGGGCGUCAGCGUCUCCUGCGCCGUCAUCCUGGUCAUCUGCCUGUCCUGCUACUGCAGCAUCAUCAAGAUUAAGAAGGAAUGGUGGGACCAGAUUCCCAACCCAGCGCACAGCCCGCUCAUGGCGAUCAUCAUCCAAGAUGCGCAGGUGUCGCCGUGGGAGAGGCGGUCCCGAGGCCAGGAGCCAGCCAAGUGCCCACACUGGAAGACUUGUCUUACCAAGCUCCUGCCCUGUUUGCUGGAGAACGGCAUGAAAAGGGAGGAGGAUUCCCCCAAGGCUGCCCGAAAGGAGCCUUUGCCGGGCCCUGGGAAGGCAGUGUGGCAGCCCGUGGAGGUCAGCAGGACGGUGCUCUGGCCAGAGAGCAUCUGCGUGGUGCCAUGCGUGGAGGUGUCCGAGGCCCCGGUGGACAGCAAGGAGGAGGAGGUGGAGGAAGACAAAGGGAGCUUCUGCACGUCGCCGGAGAGCAGCGGGGGUGGCUUCCAGGAGGGCAGGGAGGGCAUCGCGGCCCGGCUGACAGAGAGCCUGUUCCUGGACCUGCUCGGGGGUGAGGAGGGGGCCUCUGGCCAGCAGGGCCUGGGGGAGCCGUGCCUGCCUCCCCCUUUGGGAAGCGAGAGUGCUCAGACGCCCGGGGCGGAGCUCGGGGAGACGCCUUCCUGGGGCGAGGAGCAGCCUUGCAACCUGCAGCCACACCCUGUGGCCAGCCAGGCUCACACACGGAUGCCGGUUGUCAUUGCGGACAACCCCGCUUACCGCAGCUUCGGCAGCUCCCUGAGCCCGUCCCCAAGUCCUAGCGAACCUGACGCAGACCCGCAGCUGGCCGGGCACCCGGGGCAGGUGGAGCCCAGCAUCCUCCGUGUCCCCCAGCCCUCUGAGCCACCCGGCGGGCUCCCGCCCGAGCCAGAAUCCUGGGAGCAGAUCCUCCGCCGGAGCGUCCUGCAGCACGGGGCGGCCUCGGCCCCCGCCCCCGCCGUCAGCAGUGGCUAUCGGGAGUUCGCGCAGGCGGCGGAGCAGGGCGGCACCCAGGACAGGGGGGUGGCGGGCUUGGGCCCCCCGGGAGAGGCCGGGUACAAGGCCUUCUCCAGCCUGCUCACCAGCAGUGCUGCGUCUGGACUCGAGGCCAGCAGUGGGCAGGGGGGCUACAGGCCCUUCGAGAAGCUCGUUCCCGGCUGUCCUGGGGCCCCUGCCCCAGUCCCCAUGCCCCUGUUCACCUUUGGACUGGACGUGGAGCCUCCUGGCAGCCCGAAGAGCACGCUCCUCCCCAGCAGCUACCCGGGGCUCCUCGGUCUGGAGCCGGGCGCAAAGGGCGGGGACAGGCAGAAGCCCCCGCUCCCCCUGGAGCAGGACACAGACCCCCUCGGCGACGACCUGGGCAGCGGCAUCGUCUACUCGGCCCUCACCUGCCACCUGUGUGGCCACCUGAAGCAGUGUCACGGCCAGGAGGAGGGCGGCCAGGCCCAUGCCGUGGCCAGCCCCUGCUGCGGCUGCUGCUGUGGGGACAGGUCCUCACCCCCAGGGAGCCCCCAGGAGGUCCCGGGCCCCUCUGCAGGUGGGGUUCCCCUGGAGGCCAGCCGCUCUCUGGCCUCCCUGGUGCCCUUGGGUGUCUCAGAGGAGGGUAAGUCCUCACUGUCCCUCCAUCCUGCCCCCAGCAGUGCUCAGGGCUCAAGCCAGACCCCCAAAAUCACGAACCUGGUGUUCACAGAGCCCCCCUGCAUGGGGGUUUCCUAGGUGGGUGCCCUCCCGUUGCCGAGGUCUGCAGGUGAGGACCGGGACGUCUUCAGGCGCAGGAGAUGUCUCCUCCUGGAAGGCAGCCAGGCUGGCAGGUUUCCAGAACGCUCUAAGAGCCACAGUAUGGAGGUGUGACGGCCUGACACGGGGGCCAGAGACUGGACCCUUCCCCCAGCAUUGGCCCGGCCUCGCCACACCUGUGGGCGGGGAGGGCAGUGGGCAGCUGUGCCCACGGCAGGCGUGGACAGGGGUCAGGAGGUCCCCGGGCACCUCAACUUGCGAAUGGGUUGUUGGCAGCUCCACCCACAGCCCCUGCAGCGGACUGUCCCUGUCCUCCCUGCCCGAGGCGUGCUUUGUCCACCAAACCGCCAUCGCCCACGUCCCUCGCCAGCCUCCAUCUCGCUGAGCUUGGAGCUGAGCCCACAAGGCAGCGAAGCCACCAGGGACUGACGUGGCGUCCUUGGGGAGUGGAAGUUCAGGGAGGGUGCCCAUCCGCCCAAGGCAGCUUCCUCGGGUUGGUGCUGGAGGCAGGAUCUGGGCUGUCGGGGUGUUCAGUCAAGUGAGGGCAACAGAGGACGUGAACAAUUGCCGUUACCAAAGCAGCGGCAGUCUGCUGCCGGGCGUCCACGCACAGCCGUAAGGCCGGGGGCUUCUGCUGUGCCCGGGAUCCCCGAACGCACGAGCCCAGCUUCCCCAUGGCCAGUCUCAGCGGACGCCAUUGUGGGCAGCCAGGAGGAGCCAUAAGGAAGUGGUUCGUGUCGCGAGAGCACGCCCGGAAGGCAGACACCGGGCACCGCCGCCCUGCGUCGGCCAGUGCGUGCUGGGGAAGGCGUGGGCGCCUUGGGCCGGGUGUCUGUGCGUCCAGAAGGUCGUCUUUCACCUGGUCUCUGUGGAGGAGGGUGGGACAGGAGGGAGUGGAGUUUUGUAUAAAGGUUCUUUAUCUCUACAUUUUUUGUUUAUUAAAUAAACAUACUGCGGGGCA
Molecule: messenger RNA, 8965 nt
Organism: Microcebus murinus (gray mouse lemur)
Lineage: Eukaryota; Metazoa; Chordata; Mammalia; Primates; Cheirogaleidae
Source: RefSeq, a predicted model, not a curated record